AGAGCGACGAACACUUGACUGACGUGCCCGUGAAGAAAGCUACUUACUGUAGCUAAGAUGGCGGUGGCAGUGGGAUCUUUGCAAGCCCAGCUUGAGAAAGCUAAAGAGAGUUUGAAAAAUGUAGACGAUAAUAUUCGUAAAUUAACUGGUCGGGAUCCUAAUGAAUUGAGGUAUGACAAAAAAGCAUUUUAAAACGUAAAUUGUAUAAAAAAUGUCAGCAUUCGUUCGUCCUCUAGCUAACUAUGCUGAAUAGCUACAAAUACCAAUCCCACGACAAAAAUGGAAUCUCCCAUUCUCGUGCAUAACCAGCUAGCCGCGUGCCUGUGCUGUUGAAUGAAUCGGCCUUGUGCUAGUUGGCUAGCUAGCUGCAAGUACAAAUACUUAUGCAAUAACUAGAGUUAGGUAACUAACGUUAGUGUUUUUACUUAGCUAUGUCCAUUCGUUAUUGUUAAACUGAUAAAGUUAGCGAGUUGGCUAGCUACUCCGUCUGCUUGCCAGUGUCGUUUGGCUGGCUAGUUUCGAUUCAGUUUCAUGUCCAGGCUAGUCAGAGAAACUAACGUUUCUUGAAGUAGUUAGCUAUGCCACAUUGAUUUAUGUUUGCUUUUCUUUAUUCUUACUGGAUUUACACCCACCUAUGUAACGUUAGCUACGUUUUUCUAAAAACAAUUAGUUACAACUAGCUCUGGUCGAUCUAUGUUAACGUUUCAGCUAAAUGUAUGUCAUUUCUCUGCUUUCCUUACAGACCGGGCCAAGUUAGACGGCCAACCAUCCCAGGUGUUGGAGGAGGUAGGGGGCGAGGAAUCAACUUGUUGAGGUAAAACAAAUGUCCUAUUAGGCUUUCUCUCCAACAGUAUGUGUGAUGUUUGUAUGUCUUUGAGCUUUAUGUUAUAUUUGUCUGCAGACGUGGACUCUCCGACAUCGGCGGUGGACCGGGAGGACCCCCAGUGAAACAGAGGGAUAUUGAAGGGGCCCUCCUGAGGUAAGAGUAAUCUAGAGAUCUGGCCCAUUUCCAGAGGAGAGUAGGCAAAUUAAAACAUGACAUUGUCAGAACAUAUCAUUAUUAAAAGUAAAUAUCCUUUAUAAAUCACACUGGCUAUGCAGGGAGGUUGGGUCAGGUUUUCUUUCAAUUGCAUAAUCUCCAUACUCUGCCUGUCCACUGUCUUGAGCUUGCGCUCUCGCUUGCAACAAUUUAUCAACUGGUACUGGCUCGCAGUGUUUUAGGACAUCUUGCUAGAUUAAUAUCCCUAAAAGACAAUUUACAGAAAUCUCAUAAGUCCUCUAAGGAGAUUAAGUAAUUUUUGCAUCCCUCAACCUCUGUCUGGUUGAGUAGUUAGCAAAACAAUUCUAAAACCACUGCAAAUCAGCUAGCUACUAGUUACCGUACACAGGAUGGCUGCACAGACAAGUGAAACUAAUAAAUCGACACCAAGGAUAUUGACAUGCCAGAUAGACAGAGGGAGACGUGUAUUGUGCAAGAACCCAACGUUCACUUGGUAGGCUGUCAUUAUUUGUUGCAUAAUUAUUGCAGUCACUUCCAUAUGGUGUAAAUGAAUCGGCAGUGGGCACUCCUAAAAAGGCAUUGCGCUACACCUGGUGGCAUUCAAAUGGGUUUCUAUUUGAUGUGGCCGGUAAAUAACAUAUUUGUUCCUCGUGUCUGUAUAGGCUGGCCGGUGACCAGCGAGGGAGGAGAGAUUCACGCCAUGACAGCGACGCUGAGGAUGAUGACGAUGUCAAAAAGGUAGACCAUCAUUAUACACUCAAUGUCUGAAUGAAUGUUUUGCCUCAAUGUUUUAAAAGCAACUCUCCACUUGCCUUUGUCCAAACACAGCCAGUGUUGCAGUCAUCAGUAGUAGCUACCUCCAAGGAGCGUACGCGUCGAGACCUUAUCCAGGAUCAAACCAUGGAUGAGAGGGGAAAACAAAGGUAACAUGUAAUUAUACAUGCGUAGGGAAAUAAUGGUCUUUAGUUUGUUUAUCUCCACGAAAUCAUGUAAAUGUUAUUCAUUGUGUUUGUUUUGUCCUUUUUCCCUAUAGGAAUCGACGCAUGUUUGGCCUGUUGAUGGGAACAUUACAGAAAUUCAAGCAGGAAUCUAAUGUGGCAACGGAUAGGGUAGGAAUAUCCCUUUACUUUAACACUGGUGAACUAGUGCUCUAAUACAGCAAAUGCAUGAAAAGUAUGAAAAAUGUGCUAAAUGACUAAAAUGUAAAAGUCGCCUUACAGAAUUAGCCUUCGAGCUAGCUUGGUGAAAAUAAUUCCAGCCGUUAGGCUAUAGUUUGGAAUAUUUGCCAAUGGGAAAUUGUGUGUAUGUAUGUACACUACCGUUCAAAAGUUUGGGGUCACUUAGACAUUUCCUUGUUUUCGAAAGAAAAGCAAUUUUUUUGUCCAUUAAAAUAACAUCAAAUUGAUCAGAAAUACAGUGUAGACAUUGUUAAUGUUGUAAAUGGCUAUUGUAGCUGGAAAUGGCAGAUUUUUUAUGGAAUAUCUACAUAGGUGUACAGAGGCCCAUUAUCAGCAACCAGCAGUCCUGUGUUCCAAUGUCACAUUGUGUUUGCUAAUCCAAGUUUAUCAUUUUAAAAGGCUAAUUGAUCAUUAGAAAAGCCUUUUGCAAUUAUGUUAGCACAGCUGAAAACUGUUGUGCUGAUUUAAAGAAGCAAUAAAACUGGCCGCCUUGAGACUAGUUGAGUAUCUGGAGCAUCAGCAAUUGUGGGUUCGAUUACAGGCUCAAAAUGGCCAGAAACAAAGAACUUUCUUCUGAAACCUGUCAGCCUAUUCUUGUUCUGAAGGCUAUUCCAUGCGAGAAAUUGCCAAGAAACUGAAGAUCUCGUACAACGCUGUGUACUACUCCCUUCACAGAACAGCGCAAACUAGCUCUAACCAGAAUAGAAAGAGGAGUGGGAGGCCCCGGUGCACAACUGAGCAAGAGGACAAAUACAUUAGUGUCUAGUUUGAGAAACAGACGCCUCACAGGUCCUCAACUGGCAGCUUCAUUAAAUAGUACCCGCAAAACACCAGUCUCAACGUCAACAGUGAAGAGGCGACUCCGGGAUGCUGACCUUCUAGGCAGAGUUGCAAAGAAAAAUCCAUAUCUCAGACUGGCCAAUAAAAUAUUAAGAUGGGCAAAAGAACAGACACUGGACAGAGGAAGAUUGGAAAAAAGUGUUAUGGACAGACAAAUCUAAGUUUGAGGUGUUCGGAUCACAAAUAACAUUUGUGAGACGCAGACCAAAUGAAAAGAUGCUGGAGGAAUGUUUGAUGCCAUCUGUCAAGUAUGGUGGAGGCAAUGUGAUGGUCUGAGGGUGCUUUGGUGUUGGUAAAGUGGGAGAUUUGUACAGGGUAAAAGGGAUCUUGAAGAAGGAAGGCUAUCACUCCAUUUUGCAACGCCAUGCCAUACCCUGUGGACGGCGCUUGAUUGGAGCCAAUUUCCUCCUACAACAGGUCAAUGACCCAAAGCACAGCUCCAAACUAUGCAAUAACUAUUUAGGGAACAAGCAGUCAGCUGGUAUUCUGUCUAUAAUGGAGUGGCCAGCACAGUCACUGGAUCUCAGCCCUAUUGAGCUGUUGUGGGAGCAGCUUGACCGUAUGGUAUGUAAGAAGUGCCAUUAUUUCAAUUAAAAAUCAUUAUUUCUAACCUUGUCAAUGACUACAUUUCCUAUUCAAACUAAUUUCAUGUAUGUUUUCCUGGAAAACAAGGACAUUUCUAAGUGACCCCAAACUUUUGAACGGUAGUGUAUGUAUAUACGUAUGUGUAUAUAAAAAAAGUAUCUCUUCUCAGCAAAAGAAACGGAUUGAGAUUGAACAAAAAUUGGAAGUUCAAGCUGAACAAGAGCGCAAAAAAGUAGAGGGUGAAAGACGAGAGCUCUUUGAGGAGAGGCGUGCCAAACAGACAGAGCUGAGACUGUUGGAACAGAAAGUGGAGCUUGCUCAGUUGGUAAGGACCUUUUUUGAAACUUUAAAGCAAUAUUCAACCUCAUUGGUUGUGCUGGUGCCAAAAAAAACCAAAUGUUUAACCUGUAAUAACAUUGCACUGAGGUGAAAUGAAACCCUUGUGUGUGACAGUUUCCCCCAUAUGUAGAUGGGAAGAUUGCAUGCUCAUUCACAUUUUUGUAUUCUAGCAAGAGGAGUGGAAUGUGCACAACACAAAAAUUGUCAAGUACAUCCGCACAAAGACCAAGCCACCCAUCUUCUUUCUCCCUGGGAGGAUGUGCUCAGCCACUCAGAAGCUCUUAGAUGAGUCUCAGAAAAAAAUGAAUGGUAAGCAAUUGUGCAAUUAGCCAAAUUCUUCUGCCCUCCAACAAGUAGCCAUAAUACACUUCCUAUCCUUGGUGUGCAUUGUGGUGUUACUGAAUCUGUUUUAUUUGAUCACUUUUUCCAGUUAUGUUUGAGGAGAGACGUGAGGCAUUUGCUGAGCAUCUGAAUAAGAUGGAGGCUCGGCCUCGGCGCCAGUCUCAGAAGGACAACGCUCUGGGUAAGGACCUGAAGAAAGAAGAUCGAGAGGAGGGUAAGCCCACGGGUCAGGUAGUCAAAGUGACAGGUAACCGGUUUGAUGUGGAGAUGGAGGAGGAAGACGAGGCAACAAUAGAGGAGGAAAAGAAGGAAGAGGGGGUUGAGCGUAAGGAGGACAGAAAGAAAAAGCCAGUAGAGAAAGUCGGGGAGCAGGAGUCUAAGAAGGGGGGGACUAAAGCAGAUGAGAUGGAAGAGGCUGAGGAAGACAGUCAAGACACUAGAAUAGUGGAGUUCAGAGAGGUGGAGCAGAUGGAGGGUACUGCAGUAGUGAGGGAGGCUGAGGGGCAGGCCAGGGAUGGGGAUCAGAAGAUGGAGGAUAGUCCAGUGGAGGUAGGUAAUGAGAAGGGAGUAGAAGAGCAGCAACUGGUUAAGGUAGAAAAGGAAAAGGAGCCCCUUCACGAUCAGGACCCCACAGCUGUGUCAGACAACCAGGAGAAGAGCAUUGAAAUGCAACCAACCGAAGAUGAGGCACGUACAGAAGUGGCCACACCCCUGCUCUCAGAGCCCAACCCUAGUGUGGAAGUCUCUGAUGUAGCAUCUAUGGCCCCUGAGGUUCAGAUCCCCCUGCUGGAUGCUGGAACGGAGCCAGAGCUGCUCACAACAAAGCAGAGCCAAGAGGCUGAUCAAGGUGCCAUAAAGCAGACCACUGAUGCCCAGCCCGCCCAGGCCCAGGAUGAUGCGGCUCCCAAGGAACAGGUGCUGCCGAGCGAGGAAGCCAGCAGGGGACGUAAAAAGUCAAAGGACAAGAAGGGAGGUGGUGGUGGCAGAAGCAGCAGUAGCUCAUCUAGCAGCUCCUCCGGCUCCUCGUCCAGCGGGAGCUCCGGCUCGUCCUCUAGUGGCUCCUCCAGCAUGAGCAGCUCCUCCAGUGGCAGCUCCUCCUCCAGCUCCUCUAGCAGGAGUCGCAGCCGGGGGAAGAAGGACAAGAAGCGUAGGAGGCCGUCCGAGAGAGACAGGGAGAGGAAGAAGGCAGUAGUUGAGAGGAGCCACAAGUCGUCCAAGGGCAGUGGUCGGGAAUCUAAAGGUUCCAAAGAUAAGGGCUCCAAGUCUGACAGGAAGAGGACCACCUCUGAAGGCAGCCGGUCAGGGAAGAGGCCUUCUCGCGGUGACCGGGAUCGCAAGUCAGAUAGGAAGGAAAAAAGGCGUUAAAGUUGAGUUAGUUCUGCUGUCAUGUCAUGCUUAGUUUUAUUUCUACUUUUGAUAAAUACAUUUUCAAAACUGAGAUGUUUGAUUUCCUUUAAUGCAAUUCUCCAGAAGAGAAGCUAAACUGCCUUAGUGUAUUUUCUUGGCACAAUGUGGGUUUUUAAUCAUCAAAGCUUUUUCUCUAGUCACCAGUCAGUUUUGUCGUAGUCCUGCCGCUCCGGUUUCUGGACUUCUUUUACCUCGAUUUUUAUUUUAUUAGACUUUUCUAUUGCCUGCUUUUACUGUAAUUGAUGAAUCAAGUUGACAUUUUCUCCCCCAUAAAUGUGGUCUUUAAUUGUUCUAAAGCAUAGGAGCAAUGAGAAGAGGGUGUGUUGCAUACUGGUGUAUUCUCUGAAUCCAGUGUUGUAAUGGUAGACGGUAGUAGUUGUGCAUUUUCAGUUGUGUAAUGUUGAACACUUGUAACUUACAGCUUUUUGAUCCAUAUAAAGCCAGUCUGACCAUGCACAAUGUCUAGCUCUGCGUUGUGCAAGACACUUGUUUUGGAAAGUAAUGUUAUUCUUUUUUUUGUCCAAAUGAAACCUAAGCAUCUUCAAUAAAAAUAAACUGGAGAUUA
Coregonus sp. 'balchen' is the source of this 6256-nucleotide messenger RNA. Lineage: Eukaryota; Metazoa; Chordata; Actinopteri; Salmoniformes; Salmonidae. The record is from the annotation of a GenBank genome assembly.